Adineta ricciae is the source of this 2535-nucleotide messenger RNA. Lineage: Eukaryota; Metazoa; Rotifera; Eurotatoria; Adinetida; Adinetidae. The record is from the annotation of a GenBank genome assembly.
AUGACGAAGAAUAUCAGUCGUUGUCCACAUGUUGCAGCAAUCGGAAUAAUUACCAAUGAAGAUUACAUUGCAGCGAUAAAAUCAGAGAAAUGCGAAAAAUGUGAUUGUUUUGGUUCUCAUCUAUGGUUGUGUCUUCGUGAAGGUUGUCUGUUUGUCGGAUGCGGAUCAGGUAAAGAAAAAAAUGAUCAUAGCAGUGAUCAUGAAAAAGAAAAAGCACAUCCAUUACAAUACAAUUUAACAACAAAACGGAUUUGGUGUCAUGUUUGUAACCAAGAAGUUCUUGCUAAUAAUGAUCCACCCUUCGAAUUGUCGUUUCUUAAUCGUUCAAUGAAAUCUGCCAAGUCAAUUAAUCAAUCAAUCAGUACUUCCGUCCAAAUGAAUAUUGUCAAUGCCAUUAAAAAUUCACCUGUUCAUCAUGAUGAUGAAUGCAGAAAGCCAUUCGAACCAACACUAUUCGAAUUUGAACAUACAGAUACUACUGAUUUUACUCGAGGGAUCGUAGGUCUAUAUAACUUGGGGAAUACCUGUUAUAUGAAUUCAGCGCUGCAAGCUCUUUCAAAUUGUGCACCUUUGACAAGUUAUUUUCUUGAUUGUACUUCGUUUGUUUUGAAUAAUCCACAGCGUCGUGUAAAUGGAAGUUCAUCGCAAAAUAAAUCCAAUGGAAGAUUAGCAAAAGCUUACACGAAAUUUAUUGAAUCGAUGUGGAAGAAGCGAACGAAUGGAAAUCAGAGUCAUGUUAUGAAUCCAAGUUCUAUAGCAGCAGAGAUUCGUUCAAUCAAUCCAUCAUUCCGUUCGUAUACACAACAAGACGCUCAAGAAUUUCUUCGAUGUUUUAUGGAUGAAUUACAUUCAGAAAUGCGUAUUGCUCAAUCAGACCCAGAUGAUAAACACCGGAGUGAGAGCAGCAGCACAGAAAGUAGUGAAAUGGCGCUUUUAAUACCAAAUCGAAGUCUUGAAUCUGAAUAUGAAACUUGUAACUCUGAUAUCCAAUCCAGUACCGAUGAAAAUAGUAAUGAUGAAGAGAAAAGUAGAUAUUCUUCAUUAAAUGAACUUGGUCAAUAUUCAAAGAGAAAACUUUAUCGAGAAAAAUCCAAAUCAUUAAGUCGAACUGAUUCCGGUGUAUCGUUCAACACGACAAAACAAUCUGAAACACACGUGAACAUGUUUGAAAGCACAAAACGUCCAGUUUAUUCCUCAGAGAAAUCCUCGAAAUCUAAUGCAUCUCACUCGAUAAUCUCAUCUAUAUUUGAUGGACGAAUUCAAAGUCAAAUUGAAUGUUUAACAUGCAAUCGUCGUUCGACAACAAUGGAAACAUUUCAAGAUCUUUCAUUACCUAUUCCAUCGCGAGAACAACUUGAAAAAUUUCAUUCAAUACAAAGCGGAAAUGACGAACCUAUUGUUUUGAGCAAUCUGCAAGCCAUGGAUCAAAGUAGAAAUGAAUCUUGGAUGUCAUGGUUUUAUUCGAUAUUUAAGAAUUUAUGGACACUGAAUGUUUGGGGACCACCGUUGACAUUGCAAGAUUGUCUCCAAGCGUUUUUCCAAGCUGAUGAACUCACGGGUGAUAAUAUGUACAGCUGUGAAAAGUGCGGAAAAUUGAGAAAUGGAAUAAAAUAUUGUCGAGUGGUGGAAUUGCCUGAAGUGUUAUGCAUACAUUUAAAACGUUUCCGUCAUGAUUCGAUGAUUUACACAAAAAUUGGAAGUUAUGUAUCAUUUCCUCUUGUCGACCUCGAUAUGAUGCCAUUCAUUCAUAAAGAUUGCCGAGAUAAAGUUCGUUCCUACGAUUUAUUUGCAUGUAUUGUUCAUUACGGCCGAGCUGGUAGUGGCCAUUACGUAACAUAUGCGCUAAACAGUCUCAAUCAACAGUGGUAUGAAUAUGACGAUGAAAAUGUUCGACAAGUCGAUGCAACAACUGUACAAAAUGCAGAAGCUUACGUUUUGUUUUACAGAAAAAAAGAAGCGAAUAUCAGCGAAACAUAUGAAACUAUUCGUCAUCUAUUAGCGAAAGAUCAAGACUAUUUACUUCCGUUUUAUAUUUCACGUUCGUGGAUCAAUCGAUUCUUUUAUGUCGCUGAACCUGGACCAAUAACAAAUAACGAUUUCUUAUGCAAACAUGGAGGUGUAUUACCACAUCAUUGGAGUGUGAUCAAUGAACUUGUUUGUCCAGUACCUGAGAGUGUCUGGCAAUAUCUAAGCGAAAAAUAUGGUGGAUCGCCUGUAUGUAACAUCCUGUAUCCAUGUCGAAAAUGUCAGUUAGAAGAUGAAAAUUUAAAAUGCCGUCAACGUUCAGAGAAAAAUAAGUUUUUACAGUUGAAACGUUCGGAAAAAGAUACCGAUGCGAUCUAUGCGCUCAACCCAAAUUGGUUCCGCGAUUGGGAAACGUUUGUUUGUGAAAAAUCGUCAGAACCACCCGGUCCGAUAUCGAACGCAGGAAUUUCGACAACCAAAAAUGGUGUCACCCGUUUACUUCGACGAGAUCGAUUUAUUUACGAACGCAAUCAAGAGAUAGUGAUCGAUAACAAAUGGCACCACGAUUAA